Molecule: messenger RNA, 693 nt
Organism: Anopheles coustani
Lineage: Eukaryota; Metazoa; Arthropoda; Insecta; Diptera; Culicidae
Gene: Dsk
Exons: 1
Coding region: 1-558 (185 amino acids)
Source: RefSeq, a predicted model, not a curated record
AUGGCAAGAAUGACGCUUGCGUUUCUGGUAUCGCUGGUUGCGUACCUCGCCUAUUACGCUCUUACCAGUGACGCUCAAGCGGUAGGUUCACUAGUUCGUAAUCCCGGACCGGAUGGUCUUUCUGGAUCCGGUUCGUCCUCGUCGGCCGUCUCCUCACUGGACGCCAUUGGUAAUGGUCGCCCGGACAAACUGCCAAGCGCCCGCAUUAGACGACCGAUAGGAUAUCGUGAACGAACUACCCGCCUGUUCGGGAACAGUUUCCCCGGGAACCAAGCAUAUCAAGCGUAUCGAAGAAUUCCACCAGGAGCACCCGAUCAAGCAUCCGUGGCUGAUGAUGGACUACAGAUUGGCGCCGACAGUGGAAAGCCGGAGCCCAGGAUUUACUUCCACGCCGGAUACAGGGGCGACGCAGGAGGAUCUUUUCUGGACGAUAACGACGAUGGCGGCGAUGGUGAUAUCGUGAAGCGCUUCGAUGACUACGGUCACAUGCGCUUCGGAAAGCGUGGCGGUGAGGGCGACCAGUUCGACGAUUACGGCCACAUGCGAUUCGGGCGAUAAGCAGUGACCAGUGUGUGUUUUAUACCGAUAUCUUCAGGAUCAGGGGUCAGGUUCAGUGGUUUGCGAUGCACUUUUUCAUAGCACAACAUGUGGUUCAUGGUGUUACCAUCGUCGACGCUUCUCUUUGGCUGGAAA